AUGCAUAAGCUUCUGGCAAGUUGCUCUUUUUUAGUCGUGGUUAUAGCUGUUCAAGCUGGCGAACAGGAAGAUAUGGUUUGCUUCGAUGGGACUUUGAAUUGGAAGCAGGAUUUGAAAAUAAAUAAGCCAGCAUGCUUUGGAAUUGCAAAAGUAAAAUCAACGAUGGACUGGGAUAAAGCAAAUGAUUAUUGUAAAGAAACCGGUGGACAAUUACCAACACCAAUUGUUGCUGAGACUGAAUUACUACAUAUGAUAUUAACAGAGACUGGCUUGGAAAAAGCGAAAAUACCGCUUGGAUUUGUUCAUGAGAAGAAUAAAUGGAUGCAAAUACGUAAUGGAAAAAAAAGUGAGCUUGACACAAAGUUAACUGCACCGUCAUUGGAAAUAAUGCAGGCGACUAAGGCAAAAAAUAAUAUCACGUUUAAUCCAGGCAAUAAAAAAGAUACCUAUGAAACAGUAAUAUGCGAACAUCGAAAUUCAGCAUUGUCAGUUAUUGAGAAACAGAAGUGUGAUGAUGGAUUUGUGUUGUUUGCAAUUAAUAAUGCUUCAAAAUGUUACUUAUUUCAUGAGUUCGCAGAUCCAUCAAUGGAUGGAAAUGAUUUUCAAGCUGUUUCAAGCUAUUGCAAAUCUCAAAAUUCCGAAUUAUUUGAGCCAAUCGAUUCAGGCGAUCUUCAGAUCAUGCAAAGUAACGAAAUUGGUGAAGCAUCAGGUUUUGCUGUCAAUACUGCCAAACAUAUUCAUAAGCAGUAUGGAUAUAUCAAUCAGAAAGUCAGAAAUGAAAAGGAAGAGCCCAUAACAGCUGCUGGUUAUAAAUAUGCCACCGUUGGGAUCAAUAUUACAGCCUCGAAUUCUACAAAAGCACUUUGUUUCAUGUUGGAAUUGCCUGGCGGUUCACAAUCAAUGAAGGCGAAAAAGAUUCGAGAUAUUCUGGGAACAGACAGCGUCAUUAUUACUGAUCUGAAGCAAGAAGUAAUACUAAUGGAAGUUGACGAUUUAUCAGAACUUGGUGUAGCACAUGAAGCAAAACGAACUGUGAGAAUGCAACUUUCGGCAGUUUGGUUAGAAUGUUUGCCAUGUAAACAUAAUAUCUGUUCAACAUGUAUGGAAGAAUACAAACAAUUAUCCAAUCCAGUUUGCCCGGUGGAAGGAUGUGAGGGAAAGACAUUCGAAGCGGAUGAAUCCAACCUAUGCGAUGGUAUAUGUAAGAAGCUCCUGGAAGAAGGCAAAUAUAUAACAACAAAGUGUUGCCAAGCAAAAAUAUGUUUCUCUUGUUUCGAGAGUAUAUUCGGUCGUAAACAUUCAUCAGAUGGUGAAGAAAAAUGCCCUUCUACAGAAUGCCUUAAAUAUCCUGACGUUAAUGAAAUUGGAUCAAUAGCGAGAUGUCAAGCUGGAUCUAAAUGUAAAAAUUUGACAAUUAGUGGAUUUCCAUCAAAAGAUGAAUGUGAACAUGCUACAUGCAUACAAUGCCUCGAGCAAAUGAUCGAUGAUUGUGAAUCUGUUGGUUCUCUACCACAUUGUCCUAAUGAAUCAUGCAGUGCGUUGUAUAGCAUGGAAUCCGUAAUUGCCAUCCGUUCAAUGUUACCUGGAAAAUCUUCAUUCUUCGACAAACUUUCACUGGAUAAUACCUACUAUUAUAUGAUCAAGGAUGAAACAAUUACCGUUUACGGAUACUAUUUGACACGAUCGUUAAAUGCGGAAAAUAAACCGGAUGAGAAUGGUUCGGAUAAACCAGCGGAGAAAUUGGAAUUUACUGCGGAAUCGAUCAGUGAAACCGUGGACAAAUUGAACCUUUCGUCGCCGAUAACAGUUGUGGUUGAUAUGGCUGGAAUCGUUCGGGUUAAAGACGAUGAUGAUGAUGUAAUGAAUGGAACUAUUAAUCCAAUUUUGUAUGGCAUAAGAAUCGAACGAAGACUAGAUGAUGAUUAUUUCAAUUUCGUAACUCGAUUGGCGCAAAAUCAGGAAAAACAACAGAUGCUUGUUUUCGGUGAUCAUUUAUCAAAUGUCAGUCGAUUUUGGUUCUCAGUUGAUUUUACUUGUUCACCCGAAAAGAUUAUUCAUUCCGCAUAUCUAAAUGUACAAAUUGAACAACGAAUAGAUGACCAUAUGCUACAGUGUAUUGUCGAUAGCUUAGGUUCAAGUAUAACCCGCCCAAUGCAAUUAUGUGUUGAACCAUCUUGGCUAAUGCCGAAACGGAAUGUGGAAAACAUGGAAUUUACACAGAUUAUUUUGGAAGAAACAGUAACUCAUUUAUUUCCUGUUUACAUUCAACUAAUGAUAAUUGGUAUAUGUGCCACGUUAAGUGCUAUAUUCUCAGGCCUUACUACUGGUUUGAUGGCAUUAAGUACCGAUGAUCUUAAGUUAAUAGCGGAAGGCAGUGAAGAUAAGAAGGAACGUGAAUACGCUUCAAAUAUUUUACCAUUACGUGCUCAUGGCAAUUUUUUACUUUGUGCAAUCGUGCUUGGUAAUACCGCUUGCAAUACAUUAGUCACAUUGCUUAUCAGUGAUAUGUGUGAAUCAGUGAAAGAUUAUUUCUUUAAUAUUGCUUUAUCAUUAGUGAUACCAACUGCUAUAAUCACUUUGCUUGGCGAAAUUGUUCCACAAGCUAUAUGCGCACGCUAUGCUUUAUAUAUUGGUAGCCGAACACGCUAUUUGACAAUAUUUUUUAUGGUGCUUUCUGCACCGAUUUCAUAUCCCUUUUCACUUGCUCUCGAUUGGCUCCUUGGUAAAGAAGGUCGAGAUGUUUACGAUCGGAAAACUCUCCGUGUAUUGAUUACUAUGCAACGAGAUUUAACCAAAGAAAAAUCAAGCAAUCAAAUGGAUGGUGAAACAACGGAUUUGGUAUUGGCCGCCUUUGAUUUACCAGAAAAGAUAGUCAAAACGAUAAUGACUCCUAUUGAUAAAAUAUUCAUGCUAUCUGAUCAAAGUGUUAUCGAUAAAACACUUCUAAAAGCUAUUACUGCCAAAGGUCGCACCCGAAUUCCAAUCUACAGCGGCAGUGAUCGCAAUACGAUUAUAGCCAUAUUAAAUAUGAAAGAUUUGCUUCCAUUUUGUAAGACAAAUUUCUUAAAAAUUGGUACAAUUGUACAACUGUGGAAGCGUAGCAAUCAAUUCCGCUUCAUUAUCGAUAGCAUGCCAGUUUUGCAAUUACUUAUCGAAAUGAGGACUGGGAUAAAUAUCGCUAUGGUAAUUACUUAUGAUGAGCAAAAACGGGACUACAUCGUUCAGGGACUCGUUACACUUGAAGAUCUUGUCGAAGAGGUGGUUGGAGAAAUUUUUGAUGAACAAGACAUUCGAAGAGCAGGUCAAGUGAGUCGAAAUUGGCGUAGAACGCAUGCAUACACGUGA
Molecule: messenger RNA, 3345 nt
Organism: Acanthocheilonema viteae
Lineage: Eukaryota; Metazoa; Nematoda; Chromadorea; Rhabditida; Onchocercidae
Source: the annotation of a GenBank genome assembly